GCCCCGCCUCUUGGCCAGGUCCAGUGCCCCUCUACGCAUGCUCUUCUGGUCGAUCCCCUCCGAGGAGUCUCUAGCAGGAAACAAACUUUACCCCGACAAUGUCGCGAUCUUGUCCUCCGGAGCUAAUCAGAACAAGUUUGAUAGAUGAUGCUAAAGCUCGUUUAAAAAAGUAUGAUGUUGGGGCCAAAUAUUCUCACUUGUCGUCUGUCAAAUGUUCCAUCCUUUUACCAUUGUUGGCUAAAGAAGGAAAACUUCAUCUUUUGUUCACUCUCCGGUCAGAAAAGCUAAGAAGGUCACCUGGAGAAGUAUGCUUCCCUGGUGGGAAGCGCGAACCUACAGAUGUGGAUGAUGUGGCCACAGCUCUCCGGGAAUCCCAGGAGGAAGUGGGGCUGUGUCCUCAUCAGGUGGAGGUUGUCUGCUGCCUGGUGCCAUGUCUGCUGGAAGAUGCGUUGCUAACACCAGUUGUAGGAUUUAUAGACCAAAACUUCCAGGCCCUGCCUAAUCCUGAUGAAGUGAAGAGUGUGUUCCUGGUGCCUCUGGAAUACUUCCUGCAUCCACGUGUCUACCGCCAGCAGCCAACACAGUCUGGUCAUCUUAAUAUUCAUUGCUUUGACUACACAAACCCUGAAGAUGGUGUGACUUACUCUAUCACUGGAAUAACUGCAAAAUUUGCACUGUUUGUUGCCUUAAUUAUUUUGGAAAAAAAACCCACCUUUGAGGUUGAAUUUAAUCUCAAUGAUCUAAUACCAUCCUCUGAAGAGUCUUUCCUAAGGCUUCAUAAACAUGCAAAAGGCAAGUUAUGAUUUAUGAGACCAACACCCAAAUAAAUAUCUAAGCGGCUUUCAUGUGUGCUCAUCCACAGACCAAUAAUGCCAGCUGGUAGAUUUUGACAGGUGCGAAUAUCGUUCCUGCAAUGUGAAGGUAAAAACCUUGCCUUAUUUUCAAUUGCCUUCUGUUAUCUGAAAGAACAAAAGUCUUUCCAAAGUGAAAAAUGUGUUUAUAAUAUUGCAUAAUUUCAGCCACAAUAUAUUAACACUAUUUUUCUUACACAUGUAAGAAAAAGUAUCUGGUACAUAGUAGGCACUUAAUAAAUAUCUGUUGAAUAUA
Pteropus alecto (black flying fox) is the source of this 1107-nucleotide messenger RNA. RefSeq names its product nudix hydrolase 7 (gene NUDT7). Gene Ontology annotation, molecular function: acetyl-CoA hydrolase activity; magnesium ion binding; manganese ion binding. The record is from RefSeq and is a predicted model, not a curated record. The transcript has 4 exons. NCBI's taxonomy places the organism in Eukaryota, Metazoa, Chordata, Mammalia, Chiroptera, Pteropodidae. Bases 99 to 803 code for a protein of 234 amino acids. Gene Ontology annotation, biological process: coenzyme A catabolic process; nucleoside diphosphate metabolic process.